Oryctolagus cuniculus (rabbit) is the source of this 1306-nucleotide messenger RNA. It is a transcript of the gene WDR54, whose product is annotated as WD repeat domain 54. NCBI's taxonomy places the organism in Eukaryota, Metazoa, Chordata, Mammalia, Lagomorpha, Leporidae. Gene Ontology annotation, molecular function: protein binding. The record is from RefSeq and is a predicted model, not a curated record.
GCGGAUUCGGAGGUACCCGGCGUUCCCGGGAUCUGGCGAGCGGUUCUGGAGCACCAGGUGUGACCUCUGACCCGGGACAAAGGAUUCGCGGAACGGAACGGAGUGAGAAAGGGCCUUCUUGGCUCGGGAACUUGGGGUCACGGGGUCCUAUGCCAUCACCAUUCCUCCUGCGGGAUUCCCCCAUCGCCCCAUGACUCAGCCCUGGAACUUCCUGCUCCUCCUCUACGAGACCGUCCCCACGCCAGGAUGUUCCGCCGGGAGCACUCCAUCCCGCUUCGAGGCUCGGCUGCCGCCCUGUGCAACAACCUCAGUGUGCUGCAGCUGCCCACUGGGAACCUCAGACAUUUUGGGGUGGUUCAUGGGCCCAGCGCCCAGCUCCUCAGCGCUGCCCCUGAGGAUGGGUCCUUGGUCCAGCGCCAGCUCCAGGCUAAGGAGGGCGCUGGAGUGAGCCCCCCUCUCAUCACUCAGGUCCACUGGUGCGUCCUCCCCUUCCGGGUACUGCUGGUUCUCACCUCACACCGAGGAAUACAGAUGUUCGAGUCUGAUGGCUCCAUCAUGGUGUACUGGCAUGCCCUGGACACUGGAGAUGCCCCUCCAGUACAGGCUGUGUUUGCCCGGGGAAUUGCUGCCAGCGGCCAUUUCAUCUGUGUGGGAACAUGGUCAGGGCGGGUGCUGGUGUUUGACAUCCCAGCCAAGGGUCCCAACAUCAUGCUGAGUGAGGAGCUGGCGGGGCAUCAGACGUCAAUCACAGACAUCGCCACUGAGCCUGUCCAGGGAGGGGAUUGUAUGGCAGACGUGGUGACAGCGGAUGACUCGGGCUUGCUGUGUGUGUGGCGGUCAGGGCCUGAAUUCACGUUAGUGACCCGCAUUCCGGGAUUUGGGGUGCCCUGCCCCUCUGUGAAGCUGUGGCAGGGGAUUGUAGCAGCAGGCUAUGGGAAUGGGCAAGUGCGUCUGUAUGAGGCCAUGAAAGGAACACUUCACGUCCAGAUCAGCGCCCACGCCCGGACCAUCUGUGCUCUGGACCUAGCUCCGGAGGUGGGGAAGCUACUCUCUGCAGCCGAGGACACCUUUGUGCACAUCUGGAAACUGAGCAGAAGCCCAGAGAGUGGCUCCAUUGAGGUGGAACACUGUCACGGGGAGUGUGUAUCCAACACCCAGCUGUGUGGGGCUCGAUUCUGUGAUCCCUCCGGCAGCUCCUUUGCUGUGACUGGCUACGACCUCGCCGAGAUCCUGAGGUUCAGCAGUGUGUGAGAAGAGCAGCCUCCCUUUCUCCUUGUGGUAUUUAUAAAGUAUCCCCUCCACCUGG